AUGGUCAAACACUUCUCCGUCGACUGGAUGGCCCAGAGCAGCACUCCUUCAAAGCGAAUUGACGAGCACAAGGAUUUAACGUCCCCUGUGAUACCUCACGUCCGCUGCAUGGUGCAGCCUCGCCAACCGUCAUCCUAUGGCAAGGAUUAUCUCCAACCCAAACCUAAGUCCUUAAAAACGGCUGAGCGCGCGGAUCCCAACGAUGAUAUCAGCUUGGCUUCACCUGCACGGUCCACAAGCUGUGUUUCACCAAUUUCUGAAAUCAGCGGCUACUCUUCUGGUUACGAGAGCGAGGCCGGCCUGUCAGAGUGUCCCUCUGUGGAGGAGAGCAGCGAGGCCGACCGGGACGGGGCCCUGCAGCGGCGCCUCCGCACCAAGUUCACCCCCGAACAGAUCAACAAACUGGAGAAGAUAUUCAACAAGCACAAAUACCUGGAUGCAGGGGAACGACUAAAGACUGCACAGAAACUUAACCUCUCCGAAACUCAGAUUCGAACCUGGUUCCAGAACAGGAGAAUGAAGCUGAAGCGAGAGGUGCAGGAGGACAUGCGCGCGGAGUACUUUGCGCCUGCGCUGUCGCCCCUGAUACAGUGCCACGACUUCGCCGGACAGCGCUUUCAAUAUCCCCAUCACGCCGGUCUGGCGAUGUACCCCUCGAUGGGCCAACAGCUCCAGGCUCUGACCCCACAGCCCAUCAUCUCUUACCAAGUGCCCUAUCAUAUGGCGGCCACCAACCCACGGUUCUACUAG
Molecule: messenger RNA, 750 nt
Organism: Gadus chalcogrammus (walleye pollock)
Lineage: Eukaryota; Metazoa; Chordata; Actinopteri; Gadiformes; Gadidae
Product: homeobox protein vent1-like
Exons: 3
Coding region: 1-750 (249 amino acids)
Biological process (GO): cell differentiation; regulation of transcription by RNA polymerase II
Cellular component (GO): nucleus
Molecular function (GO): DNA-binding transcription factor activity, RNA polymerase II-specific; RNA polymerase II cis-regulatory region sequence-specific DNA binding
Source: RefSeq, a predicted model, not a curated record